Messenger RNA from Pieris brassicae (large cabbage white), 756 nucleotides. RefSeq lists its product as uncharacterized. NCBI's taxonomy places the organism in Eukaryota, Metazoa, Arthropoda, Insecta, Lepidoptera, Pieridae. The record is from RefSeq and is a predicted model, not a curated record. Gene Ontology annotation, molecular function: oxidoreductase activity. The transcript is spliced from 2 exons. Bases 1 to 756 code for a protein of 251 amino acids.
AUGUAUUUCGAAAAUAAAGUAGUGUUGAUUACUGGUGCUAGUUCUGGUAUUGGAGCUGAAAUAGCAUUGCACUUUGCAAAGCAAUCUGCCAAACUAGCAUUGGUGGGAAGAAAUAACUUUGAAAGUGUUGCUUCAAUUUGUGAAAAAGAGAAAGGUGUAAAGCCAAUUAAAAUAGUUGCUGAUAUGACAAAGGAAGGUGAUGUAGAAAGAAUUAUUAAAGAAACAGUAUACCAUUUCGCAAGACUAGAUGUACUUAUUAACAAUGCUGGAAUAUCUUUAAUCGGAGGUAUUAAAGAUAAAAGCCUGGAUAUAUAUGACAAAAUUAUGUCAGUUAAUUUAAGAUCAGUAUAUCAAUUAACAUUCCUCGCUGCUCCCUAUCUUAUAGCAACUAAGGGAUCUAUUGUGAACAUUUCCAGCAUUGCUAGUAGCCAACCAUUCAGUGAUAUGACCGAGUACUGCAUGUCGAAGGCUGCUUUAGAUAUGUUUACCAAAUGUGUUGCCUUAGAUUUAGCUCAACAUGGAGUUCGAGUAAAUACUGUAAAUCCAGGUUUAGUGAAAACUAAUAUAAUAAAUAUUCUCUUUCCUGAAAGUGAUAAAGCAGAAAAGUUUACAAAGGAUGUUAUGGAAUCCACACCAUUGAAAAGACUUACUGAAGCAUACGAUGUUGCUACAUUGGUCAGUUUUCUUGCAAGUGAUAAAGCAAAGAGCAUAACGGGAUGUUGCUACCCAGUGGAUGGUGGAAAACUUUUGGUUUAG